AUGUUAAUGAUGUUUUUAUAUUAGGUUUUUGUAUGACAAAUUGAUGCGCCCCAAUGGUUUGGACGUGUCAUUCGGAUUCUUAGCACCCGCGACCGUCAACUUAGGUUUAAUCUUAAGUAGACCGGAUACCGUGACGGAGUACGUUCUUCGGAUCCUCAUGGACAAUAAAGAUGCGGAGAAGUUGUUUUUUAUACCGUUUAAUACCGGUGGACAUUGGUUGUUGCUCGCAAUCAAUCCUAUCCGAGAAAUUGUGUAUUAUCUUGACUCGUUAGGAAAUGAUUGGACAACAUACCCGGAUAUGAAGGUCCUAAUUGACACCGUCCUACAAGCUUUUCAGGCCGAACGAGAUAUCCAAACCUCAAGGAGGGGCGCCAACUCCAUUACAUGGAUUAAAGUGGCGUGUCCUCAACAACGUAAUCAAAUAGAUUGCGGGUAUUUCAUGUUGAGGUUUAUGCGAGAUACUCUUGCUUUGGGCCGAUUAAAGAUUCCCACCGAUUACUUUGAUGAAUUCAAGUGUGCAUUUUAUACAAAGGAUCAAGUGGACGAAAUCAAAGAGGAGUGGUGUCAAUUCAUGAUAAAGCUCAAUGUUUGUUCAUAAAUUUGUGUAAUUAAUGUGUACAUUUGUAGUAUAUGUUAUGACUUGUAAAUGUGUACAUAAAUUUGUAUAUAUUUUGAUACAUUUAAGGCAAAAUUGGUUUGAA
Messenger RNA from Lathyrus oleraceus (garden pea), 701 nucleotides. RefSeq lists its product as uncharacterized. The coding region runs from base 44 to 598 and encodes 184 amino acids. Lineage: Eukaryota; Viridiplantae; Streptophyta; Magnoliopsida; Fabales; Fabaceae. The transcript has 5 exons. Gene Ontology annotation, biological process: proteolysis. The record is from RefSeq and is a predicted model, not a curated record. Gene Ontology annotation, molecular function: cysteine-type peptidase activity.